This is a messenger RNA of Oryzias melastigma (Indian medaka), 3002 nucleotides long. RefSeq names its product proline-rich nuclear receptor coactivator 2 (gene pnrc2). The record is from RefSeq and is a predicted model, not a curated record. Bases 440 to 904 code for a protein of 154 amino acids. Lineage: Eukaryota; Metazoa; Chordata; Actinopteri; Beloniformes; Adrianichthyidae. The transcript has 3 exons. Gene Ontology annotation, biological process: nuclear-transcribed mRNA catabolic process, nonsense-mediated decay. Gene Ontology annotation, cellular component: nucleus; P-body.
UUUUGUUGCAAUCUAGUGUCGGGAGGAGAAGUGGCGGUUCUACGCCUGUUGUUAACACCACCGUAGCCUCGAUGGUGAUGGAUUUGUAGGAAAAAUAGCUCGCUGUGCUUCCUACAACGUCCACCGAAGGAUUCCAGAGGCUAAACUUGUAUAUUUCUUUUGACAAAAGGCUUCAACAACCAAGCCUUAAGAAGAAGUCGGAGCUCGACUUCGCGGAGCAUCGUGUGCCGAGGUGAAUUGAUGUUCAGCUCGGUUCCACGGGAAAACAUCGCUCAUUGGCACAUGAAAACCUCAGACCUUGCUGGACAGAAAAGUGCAGUGAGAAGUAGACAGAAAGCUACUUCGAGGACCUGGGGACCGACUGGUGGAGAGAGAUUAAAGAAGGAUCUCUGCUUCGUCAACAUACCACCAACAAAGAGGUGACACCUAGUACAGAAACAUGGGAGGUGGCGAGAGGUACAACAUUCCAAUUUCCCAUCCUGAACGGCAAAAGAAGAGCCACCAACUUGUCAAGGCCAAACAGAGAAGCCGUGACCAGAAUGGAGUCGCUGUCUCAGCAGGAGGAUUAGGGGGCCUUCACAAUCAUGGCCACCGUAGGAGCGACAAAGGCGCAGCCUACCACAGGUCUCCGGAGGCGCGGCAGGCCGUGUCUGCAGAGAAGAAUGCCUCCAUGCGUUUUAGCACCAACUACGAUCAGAACUGGGAGGGUGCGGUGUCUCACCUCAACACACUCCUGGCCGCCCAGGGCAGCCCAAGCUAUGCAGGGCCCAAGUUUAGUGAGCCGCCAUCACCCAGUGUGCUGCCCAAGCCCCCUAGCCACUGGGUGUCUUUUCCGUCAAGCUCCUUUGAUCACAGGGAGAUGAUGGCGUUCCAGCUCAAAAGUCUACUGAAAGUGCAGGCUUGAGCUACGCCCACACCUCAUUUAAAGAGAGCCAAUCUGCAGACCGUGACUUCACUUAGGUGCUCAUCUGCUUGGAACGCUCCAGAGCUGUAAUACACUUGGUUUUAGGCUGAGCUUUAAAGUGAAAUAUUUGCAAAAGAGGUUUGCUGUUAUUUCGAUUUUUAAAGGACAAUUUUUAAAUAUUACAGCUCUGAAGCCUUACUUGUUGAUACAGUCCUUAAUGAAGUCUAUUUCUGUAAUCUGUUAACUGGAUUAUAUGUGCUUUAGUUUUGUUGUUAGUGUUUGCUGUAAAAGCCACCCGAGUGUACUUUUUUUCCACAAAAGAAAACAGGGCUUGUAACAUCCGUUACGUAACAAUACAUUACUUUUAUGGUCCAUUUCUUUGGACAGACACCUUACAUUCAUACAGGUUUUAAUGACGAGCAUUUGGAGUGAACCCCAAAGCUCCAGGUGCUAAAUAAUAUAAACAUUUGUAGCAUUUUUUUAAGGGCCCCGUAAUUUUCUUGAUUGUUACAUUCCUUGUUUGGAUUAAAGACACUCGAUAAUUCUGCAGGAAAAAAAGCUAUUUUCAGAUAAAGUGAGGAAGGGACAGGUGGCCUCAAAGGGUAAGAGACAAUGGCACAUGGACCUUAGACCCCAAACUCCUGUAUCCUUUCUUUACUGCGCUGUGCGCACUGCACUAUGGGAGUUUGGCGUGUCUAAGGUCUGCAACACUCUUAUCAAAGCAUUAUUUUGUACAAGUCCUUUUUGUUGUGGUUGAAAACCGUUUCAAUCUCUGUGUAACCAAAGCAAUGUGUUGCUGCAUUUCGUUCUUUUUCAACACCCGAUGUUUUGGGGUGGCUUUGUUUUUUCCACUUUUGUUAGCCCCAGUGGUGAAUGAGAUACAGUCACUUGGCUACAUUCUGUUCCAAUCAGUACUGUUACUGCCCCUAAGCUUUCUGUCUCGUCAGCGCAAGGCGUGCAUCCAAACUUGCGGAAGAGGACCUGACCGGUUCUGUUUGGCGGCAUGCCUUUCCUCAGGACGAGGGAGGGCUCAGGAAGUUUUUGAGAGAAGUGGCCUCAGGGGGUCCAACUUUAGAUGGUGUUUUGGUCUUUGUGUUUACAAAUUCUGCCUCAGAGACUGACUGUUCAUGGAAGUGUUGUUGCCUCUGUCUUUUUUCUACCCCCUUGCACUGCAAUCAGACUCUUGUCCACAAGCAGCAGAAAAGAUGCUGUUGACUUUGUGAUGCAAAAGGACUUGAAAUGAAUUCUUGUUUUUUGUGUUUCGGACCUCACUUUGAGAUAUUUUUUUUUUCUUUGCAGAAUGGAAGGUUUUUACAGCCAACAUAGAAAUGACAAAACAAAGAUAGUUGGUGUUGAAGAGCCAUGUAAAUAAUGAAAUAAUGUGUAAAGUACUUGUAGCAUAUGUACAUUUGCAGGCUGUUUUGAUGCCUGUCCGACAAAAGUAUUUUUAGUAUUAACACUGAAUGUAUAAGACAUGCUGAAGAUGUGUCUUAUCUUCAAUGCUGAAGAAUAUUUUUGUUAAAAAAAUUGUUAAAAAAACGAACGGUCUAUACCAUAUGUCAGUACCCAGUGCACUGUCAUCUUUACAGAGGUCUUGCACACAUUUUUAUUGUUUUGUAUUACAGUUUAAGGUGAUCAGAUGUGGAGUGCCAAUCAAGAAAAACUGUAACAAAUCACGAAUUGGAUUUAAAGAAACUACAUGCAUUCAAAUUUAAAUUAUGGAUGCAUCUAGUUUGAGAACCAAACCCUUGUCUAAACAGAACAAAGAUGGUGCCUGAGUAAAAUCCAUGCUGGAAGAACUCAAUCCAGGAAAAGAUCACAGAAACAAACACCACGUUUCAGCUAUUCUUCCGCUAGCUGAUGGCUAAACCCGGUGCUGCUUGUUUCUUGAUUCUUUUCAAAGCCAUGCAUGGUAAAGUAACCCAAAUUAAAUAAUUGGCUGAUUUCCCCUUUUAGAAUAUGUCACUUGAAAUGAAAAAAACAUCGCCCCUUUUAAAGAUUGGUGUCAAUUAGAGUUGAAUAAAUUGAGAAAUGUUCUUGAAUUCAAGUUUUUUAAAAAGUAUCAAAAAAUAAAAUUGUAUCCCUCCCCUCCCCCUAA